AUGGGAUCGUGUAUAUCAACAAUUAAGUCGUUGCAAAUACUGAAGGUUUCAGAAGGCAGUGUGUCACACAAGAAUGGAGUUCUUCCGUUCAUACACUCGAUAAUCAGCUUUAAUGGCAAACCCAUUGAGAGCAAGGACGAUGCGCUGGCAAUGAACAAGGAGUGGGAAAGCAAGGCUCUUCAGCUGGAGUUGAUAGACAUGAGAACUAUGGAGACAUCCAUCCUCGAGAUACCAAGGAAAGACAAGAUGAGACUUGGAAUAAGCGUGAAGUUCCACCAGAGCGCAGCCUGUCUUCUUUCGAUGGAAGUUCUGAGGGUGAAUCCCGGGUCUCCUGCGGAGAAGGCCGGAAUGGUUGUUGGAGACUACAUUCUUGGGAUAGAGAACAUCUACUCGAAGGAUGAGGACGACCUGCUAAGGUUUCUCGAGCUGAACAGAAGGCGGACUGUCCCACUUUUGGUUUACAACAAUGACCUUGAAUAUGUGAGGGUGGUUCCACUCCAAGUUGGGAUGGAUGUAUUACUAGGAUGCCAAAUAGGAAUGGGAGAACUCUACAAGGUUCCCUUCAAUUCAAAGCGCGGUAAGAUUGAAUUUAACAACGAGAUCAUUAGGAACGAUGUUAGGAGACUCAGAAGAAAGCUACGUGGAAAGGACAUCAUUAGCAGUAGGCUAAGAGAUGUUAUGAGUGGAAGCGACGGGUGCUCUGAGUCCAUGUCAAGCGCUUGCUGGGAUGUCCAGGAAAAAACUCCCACAUAUGACUUUAUGAGCUCUCAACUGAAAGAGCCACUUCACGAUGAAGUGUCUCGCAGAAGUGUACAGGAUUUGGGAAUGCCCUUUGAAGAUGUGAGCAAUAUCCCUGUGGUACUUCCUUCAAGCUUUACCUAUGAAGCAUCUACAGAUAGGCGGGCAGAGGCAAAAAAGAACGGGGUUCCGAGGGACAUCGUAAGUAUUCUCGAACAAGAGCAAGAUGACCAGUUUGAUUUCGAGAACAGUCUUUCCCUGGUGAGUAGGAACGAAGUUCUGGAAAAUGAGGCUUUUAGGGAGCCAAGCAUCAUGGGGAAGAUUGAAGUCAAGGAGGGUUUGGGAUAUAUGCACAAUGCAGAGGGCAAGAACGAUGAAGGGUCAGAGGCCUUUCUGCUUCCCAUAGAAAAAAGCGAUUCCCACAAGGAUGAGUUUGAUGCAAGGAACUUCUUAUCUAGCCUGAGCCUUUCUUUUUAUGGGACUGAAAACGGAUGCGACUCGGCAGGAUCUCACAAAACCACGGCAACGUCCGAGCACAAGGUAGACGACAAGUGCCCAUUGUGCCUUGAGAACCAUCAAGAAGAGUACAGCGAAUCUCUGGAGCCUUCUGAAGAGUACAAUACUGUGGCUAGCAAGAUACCCACUUCCUCGGGGUUGGAGGUAAGCCACGACACAGAGGCUGAAGAAUAUCGGAGAGGCGGAGAAGACCUAGGAGGAAUAUCUCUGGAUGUCUUCAAUAAUCUCUCGGACGAAAGAAAAGGUAAUAUGCUUCUGGAGCAGCUUAAAAGCGUGGAGGACCUAAGAGGUGUGCGAUCACACUCAGAAGAAGAUAGCUUGGAAACGGAAAUCAUCGGAUCUCCUCCAUAUAGUGAUCCCGGAUCCAUUCUGUGA
This is a messenger RNA of Encephalitozoon hellem ATCC 50504, 1629 nucleotides long. RefSeq names its product peripheral Golgi membrane protein. Gene Ontology annotation, molecular function: protein binding. The transcript has a single exon. The record is from RefSeq and is a predicted model, not a curated record. Bases 1 to 1629 code for a protein of 542 amino acids. Gene Ontology annotation, cellular component: Golgi apparatus. NCBI's taxonomy places the organism in Eukaryota, Fungi, Microsporidia, Unikaryonidae. Gene Ontology annotation, biological process: Golgi organization.